Molecule: messenger RNA, 2946 nt
Organism: Lodderomyces theae
Lineage: Eukaryota; Fungi; Ascomycota; Pichiomycetes; Serinales; Debaryomycetaceae
Product: serine/threonine protein kinase
Exons: 2
Coding region: 1-2946 (981 amino acids)
Biological process (GO): protein phosphorylation
Cellular component (GO): plasma membrane; nucleus; cytoplasm
Molecular function (GO): protein serine/threonine kinase activity; ATP binding
Source: RefSeq, a predicted model, not a curated record
AUGAAGUUCUUAACAACCAACUUUGUACAGUGUGCCGUUAAGAGUUGUCAAUCAUCAACUGAUUCGUUUCCAUUGAAAUAUGAAGAAUGUCAAUUAGUACAGGAAGAACAAGAGUUCAAACCCGAGUUCAUAGUACACAUGUUGGAUAAGCUUGACUGGAAUGCUGUAAUAUCAGUAGCUAAAGAUUUGGGAAAUGAUUCACUUCCGCAAACUAAACCAGAGGGUUUGGAUCCAAUUAUGGAAGAUGAUCAAGUUGUUUUAAGGGAUCUACAUACCUUAUUGGCUAUGGUUAACUUGAGCCUAUUUCAGAAUAACUUCACCACCACCUCCACCACUAACAACAUCAACAACGAUGACAAGUCAGAUACCUUCACAUCAAGUCAUAGCACUGCUAAUAGUCGCAGCAAUAAUAGCAGCCCACCACACGGCACUAACCUGUCUUUAACUCUGAGCCUGGAAACCCGCUCAAACAGCAAUAGUCCAGAAAUGCGUCCACAGUCACGUCUGCGAAACAGGUCGAUAUCUAUAUCUCGAUUUUUAUUCAACAGAGACCAUGAUGCAUCCAACACUGCCACUACCAACGGGACUGGCAACACAUCAGAUAAUAGUUCUUCAAAAUCAACGGCAUCUGGUGCUCACUCAGAUCAUGGACACAACAGCAAUGGCCAAAAUGGAGGGAUGAACAAGUUGAAAAACAUCUUUCGUUUCCCUUCGACAUCUGUGUCCUCAUCAGACUCUAAAACACAGGCUCAAAGACAGAGGUCCAUGUCCUCUCCAUUUCGACUGAGCGCUAAGGACCUUGCUAAGAAUCACAAAAAAUCAUCAAGCAUUGUCAGCAACAAUUUACCUACGCCUCUGCCUCCUAAACUACCGGAGAUUAUUACUGAUGCACCACCGCCAGAGUCUCAUGACUUGGGAGAAGGAAUAAGUCCCGUGAUUAACUCAAAUCCCUACUUUCAACACCAGGGCCUUCCUCCACAUUUAACAUACGCCCAGCCCCAACUACAACAACAAACAAAUUUGUUAACAGCAAACAAGUCCGAACUAUCUGUAUCCUUGAGGCAUAACGACUCUGUAUAUUCAUUGACAGAGCAUGGCGUGUUGCAACCACCACCAAAGAUUCAUUACAGCCAAUCGUCAUUUUCAGGUGACGAGGACUCGGAGGAGGAUGAUAUAACCAACACCAAGAGUGGAUCAGACCAAUCGGCAUAUCUCGAACCACCAAGGUUGGAUGGUGCUCCAAUGCGCGUGGAAGGAGAAGAGGAACAAGCUGUGGUCACACCUCCGCCAUCACCAUUUCAAAAAGCUCUUCGACGUGUGGCUUCAGCACCCCUUGUGCAUAAAUUGAUGAAUGACAAAUCGACAGCAGAUGUGACGUCCCCGUCAUCUCCAUCACUUGUGAACAAACAAGAACCAUUUGAUUUGAGUAAACAUAUUGGGGAAGUUACAAUUACGGGACGUCCGCGUACAUUAACACGAGAGCGCACUUAUUCACACGCGGCCACUCGUGUUGUUGAUGUUCAGGUUGGGCCGGGAAGCUUUGAAAAGAUUAGACUUUUGGGCAAGGGUGAUGUGGGUAAAGUGUACCUUGUUCGGGAUUUACAAUCAAAUAGACUAUACGCAAUGAAGAUUCUUAGCAAAAAGGAGAUGAUUGAACGAAACAAGAUUAAACGUGCCUUGGUUGAGCAGGAGAUUUUGGCAACUUCAAACCACCCAUUUAUUGUCACAUUAUAUCACUCAUUCCAAUCAAAAAAUUAUCUUUAUCUAUGCAUGGAGUAUUGUAUGGGUGGUGAGUUUUUCCGUGCAUUACAAACUAGAGAAUCAAAGACGAUUUCAGAAAACGAUGCCAAGUUUUAUGCAGCUGAAGUAACUGCCGCAUUGGAGUACUUGCAUUUGAUGGGGUUCAUCUAUCGUGAUUUGAAACCUGAAAAUAUCUUGUUGCACCAAUCGGGACAUAUUAUGUUGAGUGAUUUCGAUUUGUCCAAGAGAAGUGAGCAUGCCAAAAACCCCGAAAUUGCGUUCAGCAAGAGUGGAUUGUCGCUAUCUUCGCCUGGUGCGUAUUCGCCACACCAUGGUCCGACAUUAGACACCAAGGCUUGCAUUGAUGGGUUUCGGACAAAUUCGUUUGUCGGCACCGAGGAGUACAUUGCUCCUGAAGUUAUACGAGGCAAGGGUCAUACCAGUGCUGUUGAUUGGUGGACGUUGGGAAUAUUUAUUUAUGAAAUGUUGUAUGGAACAACUCCAUUCAAGGGAUAUGAUCGUAAAAAAACAUUUGCCAAUGUGCUCAAGAGAGAUGUUCGAUUUGAUCUUGUCCCCACACAACAAUCAGUUUCUUCAAAUUGUAAGAAUUUGAUCAAGAAAUUGUUGAUAAAGGAGGAAGAUAAACGAUUGGGGUCGAAGACUGGUGCUUCUGAGAUCAAGAAUCAUGUAUUUUUCAAAAACACUCAGUGGGCUUUGUUGCGACAUCAGAAACCACCGAUGAUUCCCGUAUUGACUAAAUCAAAGAAACAUCGUGAUAACAAAGAUGCAGGAGAAGCAAAUGGGGUCGUCAAUGGUCACACAGGAGCAGCAGCAGGAGCAGAUACAUCUGAUGCAAAUGCAGACGUCUACUCUGUCCCCGAGGAUGAUCCUAAUGAUCCAUUUGCCAACUUCAAUUCUGUCACAUUGAGAUACAGCGAUGGUGACGAAUUAGUUGGAUUAGGUGAGGACACCACAGCAGCAGCAGCAGCAGCAGCAACAGGAGCAGAAACAACACAAGGAGAAGGAGGCUGUAGAGGAGGCGGUGGCGGUGGCGAUGGCGGUGGCGAUGGCGGUUUUGGUAAUGGAAUGACUCUUGACUCGUCAGUUGUUUACAACCCUGAAAAGACUACGGCAUACACCAGUGUCGCUUAUACCAUGACUUCAACUGAGCCAAUCACGCCAAAAAAGGGGUUUUUGAGAAGAUGA